CUCCGCCCCUGCAGGAUGUCCGCCGGCGGGAGCGGCCCCGGGGCUGCUGUGGCAGGCGGAGGAGAGCCCAAGACAAAGAGGAAAGGAGGAAGAAUCGUGAAGUCUCGCUACCUGCAGUACGAGAAGAAGGACGUCAAGAAGGACUCCCAGAGGCAUUUGGAUUCCUCCCUGGGUGCUUCAGCAAAGUCCACUUCUAAACCGUCAUCUGCAGUUACAGCAAGAACAGUUUCUUCUCGGAAAUGUAGAACUCCUGCUGGUGUUGCCUCCAGCUCAUUAAAUAAAGGUAGUUUUGAGAAAUGUUACUUGCAGUCCACUUUACUAGAUGAGGCUAAAGCUGAUCUGCCGGACAUAGAUCUUUCAGCUGUUAGUGAUAAAAGCACGCGCAAAAAGCCUUCUGAUUCAGAACCUCGUCACAAAAAAGGUACACGUCAAAACUUUGAAGCAGAGGAAAGUGAUCCUGAUGAUGUAAUAGAAGAACUGGAAUCUCAGACACUGCUUUUAACUUACCUAAGACUAAAGGCAGAAAAAAACCUUGCCAAGCUGGAGAAAGAAGCAGAAAAAAACUUGUUAAUGUUGUAUGAAGAAAAGGAGAGAGAACAUAAGAAGCUCUGUGAGUUGAAGCGUGACAUUCUACUUCAAGAAAGAGAGCAGAAACUUAAUGAUGCAUUAGACAAACAGAUGGAUUUACUUUCUUCCCUUCUUCCUGUUUGUGAAGAACUUCAGGAGAGGUAUAAAAGAUUUGCAGUUUCCCUGGAUGCCACUAGACAUGAAUUACCCAUAAAGAAUAUUCACAUAGAAGGAGAUAUGCAAAAAUACCUUGAAGAACUGCGAAAACAGUUAAAGAUCUCAGAGGAGCUUCUGACAGAACUUACACCAAGCUACUCGGAAGAAAGUACAAAAGCAUUUAGCAUACUGAAAGAGCUUAAAGAAGUGUCUCAGGAAGUGGAUGAAGAGCUUCAAAGGAGCUUCACAAGAAUGCUGAACCUGUACUCUGAAGUUAGUAAAGAAGUUUCUCUGUGUAACCAAAGAAAAUGUGAAGAGAAGCAUGGACUAGAUGUUAUGAAGCGCUGGUACUUCAAAUAAGUUUGUGUAUUGUUUUGUUAAGUGGGGGUUACUAAGUCAGUGCCAGCAGAUUUGUUACCUUUUUACUUGUAUGAAAGUAUAACUUGUCCAAAUUUUCAGUUAUACGAGAAUAUGAAACCAGCAGCACAUGUGCUUACUGAUAAGGAAAAAAGGAGUUUUGUUCUACAUGCUGUCCCAUGAGGAGACUUUGAUUUUGAACGUGAAUUUCUGUGACCCCUUUCUCAUCCCUUUCUGCCUUGACAGUACUAAAAGGUAAAGAAUAAGAAAAGUUAUUGGCAAAUAUAGGCUAUGUAUUAUGAAAGUUCUUGGUUUACUUUCUUGUACUGGUUUCGGGGACACUGAUUUGCAUCUCUUUCCAAAGUAGUGCUCCUUACAGAACAACGUAUCAGAAUCUAGAUGUGGAAUUGCGUAUGUGGUACUGCGCAUCUGCUGAUCUUGUUAGGAGGUUCUGUAGGGAUGAUAAUUGGUCCCUCCAUGACCAGCUUUUGGAGGAACACUUUAUUGUCCCUUAUUUCUGGAUUUGCUGAGAGGAAAAGCUACGUGGGUAGUAAGUAACGAGGCUGAUAGUUGUAAGGAACUCAAGUUACUUGUAACAAGUGAAAAGUUUUGGUAACUUGUUGCCUAAUUGUGUCAGAAUCAAAUUAUUAAAAUCAUAAAUGCUUUUGUAUUCAUCUGACUCCUCUUGAAGGAGUUUAUUCUUUUUAAUAAUAAAGACUAUUUUCCACUGC
This is a messenger RNA of Pezoporus occidentalis (night parrot), 1811 nucleotides long. RefSeq names its product HAUS augmin like complex subunit 8 (gene HAUS8). The transcript is spliced from 10 exons. The record is from RefSeq and is a predicted model, not a curated record. NCBI's taxonomy places the organism in Eukaryota, Metazoa, Chordata, Aves, Psittaciformes, Psittacidae. Bases 16 to 1083 code for a protein of 355 amino acids.